ACAUGGACUGAUUAGAUUUUUGUAGGAAUAUUAUCAUGUUGCUUACUCAAUUUUGUUAAAAUAAAAAUAUUGUUACUUUAAAUAUCUGUUGUUUUAAUCUUAUUUUAUUCAUAAAAAAAAAUAUUAUUUUCUCAGUUGAAAUUUGAAUUUUGCCCAGUCAAAAUUCAAAUUUGAAUUUUGACUGGUCAAAUUUUAAAUUUGACUGAAUUUGAAUUUUGACCGUAACAUAUAUAUAUAUGAUUGGAAGAGAAAGAAUUAAACCAAAACAAUGAGCACACACAAUGAAGUUUUCAUCUUUUUCUUUGAUCAGAAAAAGGAAAUUGGUUGUUUUUAAAAUUAGAAAAGGUGAUAGUAAUGAUGGUUUUAAUGGAAAUCAAGGCAAUAAUGAUUGUGAUAGAGAGGAAUGGAAUGAUAAAAGGUUUAAAUACAAUAUCAUCUUGAUGAAUAAUACAAAUUGUCAUCAAAAACGCAAACAGCUAAUUAGAAAAUAUUUACAAAUUUCUAUUAAUCUUUAUGAUAAAUGUUAUUUGAAUAAUGUUAGCGUUAAUAUUGAUAAUCAACAGGCAUUUACAAGAUUUCUUGAUGCUGGUAUGACAUAUUCAUUUUAUGCUCAUCAAUAG
This is a messenger RNA of Rotaria sp. Silwood2, 620 nucleotides long. The record is from the annotation of a GenBank genome assembly. NCBI's taxonomy places the organism in Eukaryota, Metazoa, Rotifera, Eurotatoria, Philodinida, Philodinidae.